CUUAAUUAUAUUGACCAUUAAAACCGGUAACUGAUACCCAAAAAUGGGCCGCACCAUGAGAAAACCAAUAUAGUGCAAUUGCGACCUGCAUGGAUUCAGAAUAGCCUGCGCAUCCGAACAGUCUGGUCGGAAACCAUGUUGUUCGCUUUCAAAGCCUAUUGUAAUUAGAGAAACGCGGAUGAACAGACUGGUCUGGAUUCAUGCUGGUCGCAAACGCACUAUGUUGGUUUUCUGAUGGCGCAGCUCAAUGUUUGCUAUCCUGUAACUGAUUAGAGUGGAUAUCGUGGCAGCAGCAUGUGGCCUGUCUUACAACAUGUGUGCAAGGAUAUGAAUCCGAGACUGUUGGGUGCUGUACGACAGGUGACAAUAGAUUGUGUUUUGGCCUUCCAUGGAAAGUUCUCAACAACUCCAUCGGCAGUUGCUCGGGAUUUUGUGACCGGGCGGGUCAAAUCUAUUGCAAAUUUGCACCAUCAGCAGUUUGUGGAUCGGAUGGCAAAAUGUACGAAAAUAGCUGCGAGUUUGCAAAGGCACGUUGUGUGAACAAAUUAUUGAUACAAAAAGACAUCAAAUUUUGCAACAAUCAUAGGGUGACCUCGUCAUCUUCACAGAGAUUAACUGGAUACACCUCACCUUUAUCAAUGACAAAAGUGUCCACAACAUUGAUGUUAUCAUCAACAAUAGCCACGAAAUCAGUUCUAAGUACACUGGCGCUGGCUAGUACGAUGCAUGCUGAUUCAACAACGAAGUCAACCGUAUCUUCUAUUGCACAAACGAAAUCAACCGUUUCUUCUAACGCAUUGACUAAGUCGUCAGUAUCUUCUAACGCACCAACUACGCCAAUCAUGUCAUCUUACGUUACGAAUUUGGCCGUUAUUACUAACGCAACAACUUCUCCCGUAUAUACUAACGCAACUUCAGCUACACCAACUAACGCAAUAACUUCAACCGCACAAACAACAAACGCACUAACUCCUCCUUCUUAUUGUCAAAACAAGCAUUCCAUUUCUUGUGGAUUUACGUUUAAAAUUGUUUGUGGAUCGGACGGCAAAAUUUACGCAAACUUGUGUAUGCUUGCGUUAGGCCGCUGCGAUAAUCCAUAUCUUACACAGAAAGACUGUUAGUGUAUAUACUUUGGAUUGUAAAAUAAAUAUGUAUGGCGCUUGUUUGGAGUUGAAUUAAAAUCACCAGA
This is a messenger RNA of Mercenaria mercenaria, 1189 nucleotides long. RefSeq lists its product as uncharacterized. Bases 498 to 1121 code for a protein of 207 amino acids. NCBI's taxonomy places the organism in Eukaryota, Metazoa, Mollusca, Bivalvia, Venerida, Veneridae. The transcript is spliced from 5 exons. The record is from RefSeq and is a predicted model, not a curated record. Gene Ontology annotation, molecular function: protein binding.